AUGGAGGAAGAUGAAAAAUCGAAGGCAACAAUUGUAUCUGUAAUAAGCCCAAGGACACCCAGUAUUUUGCCAAGCACGGGUGAUAUUGUCACAGCCAAGGUGACUGUUGUGAAUUCUCGUCUUGUCCAAUGCAUAAUACUCUGUGUGGGUCCCUCUGUUUUAGUCAGACCUUACAGAGGAAUACUCAAAAAGGAAGAUAUAAAAUCUACAGAUAAAGAUAGAAUUGAUCCAUACAAGUGCUUUAGACCUGGAGAUGUUAUUUUAGCUAGAGUUUUACCAAUGACGGAGAUUCACUGGUACCAUUUAUCAACAGCAGAAAAUGAACUUGGAGUUGUUAUAGCAACAGCUGCUGGUUCACCACAAGGUGUAAGUAUGGUGCCUAUAAGCUGGUCUGAAAUGCAGUGUCCCAAGACUCUGGUUAAAGAACCAAGGAAAGUGGCGAGAGUUAUACCUGAGAAUAUAAAUCAAUCUUUAUUUCCUGUUAAUUGUAACCAGGAAGACAAAGAAAAUGAGAAGGAA
Iphiclides podalirius (scarce swallowtail) is the source of this 519-nucleotide messenger RNA. NCBI's taxonomy places the organism in Eukaryota, Metazoa, Arthropoda, Insecta, Lepidoptera, Papilionidae. The record is from the annotation of a GenBank genome assembly.